Molecule: messenger RNA, 4653 nt
Organism: Silurus meridionalis
Lineage: Eukaryota; Metazoa; Chordata; Actinopteri; Siluriformes; Siluridae
Gene: srfb
Product: serum response factor b
Exons: 8
Coding region: 460-2256 (598 amino acids)
Biological process (GO): positive regulation of transcription by RNA polymerase II
Molecular function (GO): protein dimerization activity; DNA-binding transcription factor activity, RNA polymerase II-specific; serum response element binding
Source: RefSeq, a predicted model, not a curated record
AAAAUAUUUACAAUAUACCCAGGAGACCUUUCACGGUUUUUGUCUCAGUAGUGGUUCAGUAAGAGCCUGUAGAGGACUCUUGUCGUGACUGUAUAUUCAUCCAAGCCGGGGGACAUGCAUUAGGUGUAUACGGUGCGUACUAAGUGACAAGGCGGAUUGGUCGAGACGGCGCUCUUCGUGAUUUCCUUUUAGAGAGAGCGGCGCGGGGUUUGGGAAAACGGGGAGGUGAUGUGAGGCUGUAGCCGGUUUGAAGGCUCCCGGGGACAGCAGCAGCAGCAGCAGCAGCAGCAGCAGGAACACUUCAGUGAAAAAAAGGGGGAAACUUUGUGUUGGUAGUUUACACCGUGUUCGUUGGUUUUUACUUUCAUUUCGGUUUAUUUGAAUGUGCCUGCUUUACAAUAUUUCCUGCGUAUACGAACACCGACGGCUGCUCGGCGUUUAGGCGUCUCACGUUUUCUCAUGAAUAGGAUGUUAUCCAGCCCGGCUGGGACGGCACUGAGCGGAAACGGAUCAGCGGGCGCGAGUGGCGCGGCUCACGGCUCUGUGGUGCUCAGCGGUGCUCUGCGUACGGGGCUCGUCCGGGCCGGACAAGUAGUGACUAGCGGAGGUCCUUUCCCUGUUGCAGCAGGACGUUUGGGGGAAAGCGCGGGGAUGCUGGGAGGUAGCGGGCCUGGGAUCUCGUCCAGACCGGGUGUCAGACCAGGGAACGGUAGCGGACUGAGCGCACUUCAAGCCGCCACUCAGCCCGGUAUGGGCGUAGGACUUGGUGUAAUGAGCGCCAGAUUUGACCGGGACAAAGAAGUCGGCGUACCGCAGGUAUGCAGCGCUUCUGACGCGGACUCCGAAUCGGGAGACGAGGACGAACCGACUGGCUCUUCGGGAACCAGCAGGCGGGGAGUGAAGCGAGAGAGAGCGGAGAUGGAAGGCGCAGGAAUCUGCCAAGAGGCCGAAGCUCAACCUGGGGGUUACGGGGUGCUGACCGGCGGAGUCGCCGGAGCAAAGCCGGGCAAGAAAACACGCGGGCGAGUCAAGAUUAAGAUGGAGUUCAUAGAUAACAAGUUGCGACGGUACACGACUUUCAGCAAGAGGAAGACUGGUAUCAUGAAGAAGGCUUAUGAACUCUCCACACUAACGGGUACUCAGGUGUUGCUUCUGGUGGCGAGUGAAACAGGCCAUGUGUACACGUUUGCCACACGCAAGCUCCAGCCCAUGAUCACCAGCGAGACUGGCAAGGCACUGAUCCAAACAUGCCUGAACUCUCCAGACUCCCCUCCCCGCUCAGACCCAUCUACAGACCAGCGCAUGAGUGCCACAGGCUUUGAGGAGACUGACCUUACCUAUCAGGUGUCUGAAUCUGAGAGCCUCGGGGAAACCAAGGACACUCUGAAGCCAGCCUUCACUGUGGCCAGUUUGCCAGGUAGCACCAGUGCCCAGGCAACAGUGCCCACCACUUCCACCACCAUGCAAGUGAGCAGCGGCCCCUCCUUCCCCAUCACCAACUACCUGGCACCAGUGUCUGGGAGUGUCAGCAGCGUCAGCGGGAGCACCCUAGCCAACACUAAUGGGACUGUUCUGAAGAGCGCAGCUGCCACUGGAGGGGUCAUGCAGCUUCCUGGAGGAUUCACUUUCAUGUCAGGCACUUCUUUCCCUCCUGGUACUCCGGCCAUCCCGUUGGGGCAGCUGCAUCAGCAUUCUCUGGCUCUACAGGGGCAACAGGGUCAGACUCUAACUACUGCCACCGUUACAGCUACACAGACCCCCCAGGCCCAGCAAGCAGUGUUUCGCCUCCCUGCUGUCUCUCUCACAGGAGGAGCCAUGCCCCAGCAGCUCCAAGCCAUCCAGGUGCAGCCCAGCACUCAGUCCAGCUCAAUCAACACAGACAGCAGCAGCCCUGAGAUCUCCCAAACUAGCACUGCCUCCACAGCCACAGUCAGCCUCCCUGCUACUAUAGUCACAUCGUCAGUGCCCACUUCUGUAGCAGGUCACAUGAUGUACCCAAGUCCCCAUGCCGUGAUGUAUGCCUCAACUCCCACACUGACCGAUGGGGGCCUGGCUGUACUCAACGCCUUCUCCCAGAGCGCCUCAGCUAUGCAGGUGUCCCACGCACAGGCCUCGGAUACAGGUGCUGUUCCUCAGGUGUUUCUCACAGCACCCCCUGGCACGGUGCAGAUCCCCGUUUCAGCGGUGCAGCUACAUCCAGUACGGCAAGAUCUCCAAUUUACAAAUGGUGAUUGGCCAGCAGUCCAGCGGCAGUAACAGUAAUCUGACUGAGCUUCAGGUGGUCAGUAUGGACACCACGCAGAGCACCAAGAGUGAUUGACAGUGCCGCUAAUCGACGGCCUGCCAGAGACUUACAUCGCUAUUUAUUGAUGCCUUGUUCCAUUUCGAAUCAUUUCAUUCAUUUUUAUGCCAUCCAAGUGUGCGGUUGUACAGUUUGUACUGUAAACGUAUGUCCUGAACUCUUAAAGACACUGAUGAAUUGAGAUAAAGUAAGUCUUCUCAAUUCCAGUGUGUCUUGAAAUUUUUAGGACUCUUCCGACAUGCGUUUUUUGCAUGUUAUUUGUAUGCGUGGGAAAGCACGAGUGUUCAAUUCGUCAAAGGGAAAUGAAAAACAGUGUUACUCAACUGUUGCACACACUGCAGCCUCUCACUUUGGCCAAAGAUGAAUUAUUUUGUCAGUAUUUCUGUGUGGAUCUAUUUGUGUGUGCACGCUUGAAUAGGGAAAAGUUGUGGAGGUGUAAGCUAUAUCGGGUAAGAAAGCAAUCUCAAGUAAGAAUGAUAUUAAUAGGUGGUGGCUUUGAAUAAAAUUAAACCAGAGCUGUACAUAUAUUUUUUUCUAUUAUUUUAGCGAUAGUGCAAUGGCAUGUGCUGUAGUUUUGUGUGUGGGUUUUUUUUGUUUUGUAUUUUACGUAUACAAAAGUAUUAACUGAUUGUAAAUUUAUGUAAUAUACAUAUAUUUUAUCGAUUACAUGAUCAUGGAGAAAGAGUGCUUUUUUUUUUUUUUUUUUUUUGGCAAGGUUGUUUGUAACAAAAAGAGGAUUAAAAAAACCCUCAUGAUUUCAUAAUUUUUACUGUAUUCUCUAGUUAUAAUCUGUUAUGCAUUGGCCAGCUGUCUUUGUGCUGUAGUACUGUUACCAAAGGCUGUAGCAGAGUCGCUGGGGAAAAAAAAGGUAAUUAAUGGCUUAUGAAAAUUUUUCACCCCAAUAUCUCUUUGUAGUGGUUCAGCCUGGAACUGAAAUGGACCUCUUAUGACCCUUUGUCAUGAAUGUACUGAUCGCUGACAUGGUGGUCACAGACUUUUUAAAUUUCCCAAUUAUACUCCCACCAGCUAGCUCACACAGCAGGGGAUGAGAUUGAAGACCUUGCUUUCUCUGAGACAUGUACAGCCAGCCAAUGAGUCUUUUUAAACCGCUCCUUAUUCUGCAUCACAGGGUAGCAUACUAUGUUUGGGAGAAAGCACCAACUGCCAUUUUCUCUUACAGAAGUUCUCAGGCCCCUAGUUGGUUAAAGUUGCUUAGAUUGAUAAGUGAGAAAAUAAGCAGGUUAAAAAGAAAUCAUGAUUUAUGAUGUCCACUCACUACUUCAGUUUAUUUCAGUUCUUGGUUGUAAUGCUAAAAAAAUGUGGAAAGGUUUGAGGGAUAAGGGGAAAAUGCUAAGAUAAGGAACUUUAAGUGUUAACUGUUAACACUUCUCAACUGAGAAGGUGAGAUUAAGUAGAGGAUAUGAAAUGGGACUUUCCAGUUGUUUCCUCUGUAUGAAGAAAAGAAAAAAAAAAAAAAAGAAAAAACUUGGUAUGAAGGUAUAUUUUUAAUAACACUAAAGCCUUUGAAAACUAGCAUCAAACUGUUUGUCAGAGCUUCAGAUGACUGUCAAAUGACCGUGUAAUGAGAACAACCUGAACUUUUCAUACUGAAGUCACUGUUUAUGCUUAAGGGCUCAGUCGACUGUUAAUCUGUCAGACAGUGAAUUCAUAAUGCAAGUGGAUUUAUCUCUUUAUUUUAAUCAGCCUACCAAGAUAAAACCUGCUACAAUCACAGCUUCACUUCUUUUUAAUCAAAUCCAGUUGCAUUUUAGCCCUUGGUUCAGUGUGAGGUUUUUACUGGUUUAAUAGCUUAGCCAGCGUCCCCCCUCCUUUCAGACACUCUGACUUCUCAUUUUACCAAAUGACAAAGUAUGAUCAUGCUGCAGCUCACACACGUUGCCCUUAUGCCUUUUUGUAGAAAUGCUGUAUUUUGGAAUAGUAUUGUAUAUGUUUAUUUAUAUCUACUGUUUUUUAUUUUUGUGGGAAUGGCUUUCUGUUCUCGGUUGAUGCGGCUUUCACUGUUUUGUAUUCAGUGCCCAGUUUAGCAUUUGGCGCCAUGGAGUUGUGCAAGGUUCUCUACCAGCCAAACACUGUUUCCCUCUACACUCUGUUUUCUCCUAUAGAAAAUGUGAAAUCCUUCACUGAAAUCUUAGUUUGAUACAUUUUAGAGUUUUGUUUGAUAGUUAUGAAGUGGUGUGAGAAAAAGAAUGAACACUGGUUCCUUUCUUGUUAAAAUUUUAAGGUUGUUGCUUGCCUUUUUUUUCCAUUUAUUUUUCCUCUUCUUUUUUGGGAAUCUUCAUGUAACAGCAAGUGUACAGAGUUUUGUAAUAAAAAAAAAUCUAUUGAUCUGA